Nymphaea colorata (pocket water lily) is the source of this 1426-nucleotide messenger RNA. Its product is annotated as B3 domain-containing protein Os01g0723500-like. Gene Ontology annotation, molecular function: DNA binding. The transcript is spliced from 3 exons. The coding region runs from base 370 to 1299 and encodes 309 amino acids. NCBI's taxonomy places the organism in Eukaryota, Viridiplantae, Streptophyta, Magnoliopsida, Nymphaeales, Nymphaeaceae. The record is from RefSeq and is a predicted model, not a curated record.
UGAAAUAGCUUUCGACAAUCACAAUUCGACGACUGAAAAAAAGGGGAGGAGUUAUCAACGACACCUAAUCCAGCUCCACCAUGUCAAUUUCCGUGUAUGGCCAACGAGUGAAGCCCUUGCUUUUCUGAGUUUCCAUACCACGAUCAUGAUCAUGAAAAAAAUGGCGGUAUACACCGUACAAGUGCCGAGCGAAAGGUAUUCGCCACUCGCCAGACGAAGAGGAAGGAACCACUAUCAUGAUUAAGGGUGGUACAGCAGUGCACCGUACACCUGCGGAGCGAAAGCUCCUCGCCUGCCAAAAAUAAAUAGGCGCGCCAAUUCUUCUUUUCUUCCUCUACCUCUUCCUCCUCCUCCUCCACCCCUGCCGACAUGAGAAACAAUUGCUCGGGAAAGGCGAGGGCUACACGCCGCCGAAAUAUCGGAGUUCAAUGCUGUUUUCCAGGGGCUGCUAAGAAGAAGCAGUGCGGAUGUUCAUGGAAGAAGCCACAAUUCUUCAAAGUCUUGAUUGAAGAUUUUCGCGAGAGCUUGCAAAUUCCACCUGCAUUUUUGAAGCAUCUGAGAGUUGGUGAAUCUGGAGCAGCCAUUGUCAAAGACCACGCUGGUAGAUCUUGGGAUAUAAAAUUGUUGAGGAUGGGUGACCAUAUAAUAUUCGAGGAGGGAUGGAUGAAAUUUGUUGAGGAGAAUGGCUUAGACACAAGUGACUUUUUGGUUUUCCGAUAUGAUGGAGAGUUGCAUUUUACAGUCACCAUCUUCAACAGAAGCUGUGUGGAGAAGUCUCCUGCAACUCCCACUGUGGAUGUGAUUGCUGCUGAAGACCAUUUGCAGUCCGUUGAUGUCGACAUGGAAGAAAAAUGCACAACAACUCCCACUGCGGAUGUGAUUGCUGAUGAAGACCAUUUGCAAUCUGCUGACGUGGACAUGGAAAAAAAAUGCACAAGAACGAAAGCGUGGGAUGCUGCAUCUUCACUAAAGACUACUAAUCCGACAUUCAAGAAGAUGGUGGCAGAAAGCGACUCAUAUCGUAUGCGUAUUCCAGCUGACGCUCCAAAUGGAAGUGUGCCAAAGAAGACUUGUGAGGUGAAGCUUGAGGAUCCUGAUGGUAGGCAAUGGCCCGUUAAAAUCCUGAUAUGGAUCAGCUCCAAUAAAGCUCAUUCCUUGCCUCGUAUGGAAAGAUCACUGAGUUCUGGGUGGCACAACUUCUUUGAAGCACAUUGCCUGAAGAAACGAGAUGUCUGUGUUUUUGAAUUUGUAGCACGAAAGAAGCUAUUCAAUGUCCAUAUUUUUCGGGACGGAACAUAAUGAACAUUUGUAUGCAAGCUAAUUGACAGAAUGAUGGGAAUGACGAUCGUAUAUCCGUGGAGCGUUGCCAGUGGUUAUGUUCAAUUGCUAUCUAAAAGACAUUGUUAUUAUCUAUGGAUUUUUGCCA